This is a messenger RNA of Dendronephthya gigantea, 3435 nucleotides long. Its product is annotated as dystrobrevin beta-like. The transcript has 19 exons. Gene Ontology annotation, cellular component: synapse; plasma membrane. Bases 1176 to 3041 code for a protein of 621 amino acids. Gene Ontology annotation, molecular function: zinc ion binding. NCBI's taxonomy places the organism in Eukaryota, Metazoa, Cnidaria, Anthozoa, Malacalcyonacea, Nephtheidae. Gene Ontology annotation, biological process: synaptic signaling. The record is from RefSeq and is a predicted model, not a curated record.
AUAUGCCUGUCAACACGGUGCAUAUUUCUUUACGACUUAGUUCGCCUACUGUGUUGACAUGCUUCGCCUGUCGACCUGUAGGUAAAGCCUGCAGCCCACGACCUGACGAGUUUGUUGUAUAGAUUAAUGCCUCAAUUUAGCUUUUUACCCGAAGCAACCGACCAAGAGCUGGUUAUUAAAUUAUUAAACGUUUAAACUUUCAUUUAUACGUAAAUAGCGGCAUACAUUUAAUAAUGAUAAUUUUUACUUUCUAUUCAUGGCUGCAAAUGCAUUGCUGUUUUAAACUUUAAAGUGUGUUUCCGAGUGUUAUAUUCUAAGGGCUUCUGUGAAUUAAGCGUUAUAGUAUUACCCCAGAUAAUUUAAUAAAAUAUUCUUCGCUAACACAAUAAGCCGGGUUUAAAACGAGCAGAAAUAUUUUGUCACGAUCAUGUGCAUGUUGUUGAUAUUGACUAUAUUUUAUUGUCGUUUUGUCUAUUCAAAACUCUUUUGUGAUAUUGCUAAUUGUCAACUUGUAUAAGUGUAUAACACUCGUGGUUUUGUGGGGCCAAACACCUUUCGAAUGUUUCAGAUCUCGCUUUCAUACAGCGAUGUGAACCCCAAAUAUUUUAACUUUCCUUCUGUGUUGUUUGUGCUUAUUGAAUCAUGGUAAUAAUCGCAUUGAAAAUCUAAAUACAUAAGCCAUCAGAUCAGAUGGAACUUGCAAGAAAAAGUGUUACAGCAUUCAAUAUAUGCAAAUAUUGUAAUGUGAAAAUUUAUGAACAAGAAACUGCAGCAGAUCGGGCGAAUGAAGCCAAUAAUCUUUAACCUUUCACUUAAAAAUUUUUGUUUUAAUUCCUUAAAACCACAAUUAUUUUGCCCUUUCGGCAUUUACGUCUGAGGAUCAUUCGAAAUAUAUUCCAAAUUUUCGUGUGAUGUAAAGCAAAUGAUUAAUUGCUUUAUGUAAAAGAACCUAAUAUCAUUGAACACAAAGGUCUACGUGCAGUUAAAACAAUAUUUCAGGAUACAGCCAUAUCCGAUUUCACUCUUCAGUAAAUGUCAAUUGUAUAAUGUCUCAUGAUACGUCUAUUUGCGAGCGUCAGCGAUCAGAUCUCGCCGUUCGCUUUCAGAUUUCGUUCGAGGAAAGACUGCAGUGUUUACAUAUUCAUUAACACUUCAGAGAAACUGAGCUCGUCAAGAUGUCUAUAUUAGACGCUACAACCGCUCCAACUUUAAAGGGAAAUAUUGAAAAUGAGUCUAUUCCACGAGAUCAGGCAGAGCAAAUGCUACAAGAUUUGAUCAAUGAAAUGAAUGAUCAGAAUUUUGACUCGAUAAAGUAUGCAUCAUACAGAACUGGAGCCAAGCUUUCCUUUAUAAUGACAAAAACUAAUUUGAAUCUUGUGGAUAUAUACAACAUGAUAGAAGCAUUCCGAGAGAAUAAUCUGCAUGUAUUAGAUCAUGAGAGUGACAUUCAUGAAUCACGAUUGGAAGCCGUACUAUCAAGUAUAUUUUAUGCAUUAAAUAAAAGGAUACCUUCCACUACUGAUAUUGAUGUUGAAAGAUGCAUUGCUCUGGUAAAACACUGGUUACUUUAUGCCUAUGACAGUGAUGCAAAUGAUAGGAUAAGAGUGUUAUCUGUGAAAGCAUCACUUUCAAUGUUGUGCUCAGGAAGACAAGUUGAUAAGUUGAGAUAUGUAUUUUCUCAAGUGUCAGAGCAGAAUGGCAAGUUAAAUUUCACCAAAUUCGAAGCAUACUUGAAAGAAAUCUUGAAGCUUCCAGAAGCAGUUGGUGAAUCUCCAACAUUUGGUUUCAACGAAGAUGUAGUGAAUUCAUUCUUUAGACCAACUGGGCCUCUGAGACAGGAUUCAACAACCUUAGAACAUUUUCUUGACUGUAUUCUGGCCAGCGAUCCUCCUCCAUCAUUGUUAUGGCUCACAGCUUUUCAUAAAAUUAUUUAUGCUUCAAGAACUAAACAUGAAGUUGCUUGCAAAGUAUGUAAGAAAACUUCAUUCAAAGGUCUACGGUAUAAAUGUUUACGCUGUGUUGGCUACACUUUGUGCCAGGAUUGUUUUUGGAGAGGCAGAGUAGCUGGAAGUCAUGCAGUUGAUCAUGACUCAAGAGAGUAUUCAACCUGGAGUGAAGGUGAAAAGGGAACCAGACUUUCAGCUGGUAAAGUAACAGAUCCUCUACCGCCUAAGGUACCUGAUUAUCCAGAAGAGCCGAAUCCUGAUCAGACCAUGGAUAUGACAAAUAUUGUGCCAUCAAUUCAGGAUUACUCUACUAUGAAUGGUGUGUCGCAUUCCACUCCAAGCUCCUCAGGCAAGCUAAGUGAUCCAGACAGUGCAGACUCCAGAGUGGAUGAUGAACAUAAACUUAUAGCUCGCUACGCUGCCAGAUUGGCUGAGAGCACGGAUGGGCCACCAAAUGCGAAGAAAACCCCAGCAGAACUAAAGGAAGAUCUGGAACAGAACAAAGCUAAGCGAAAAAUCAUCAUCGACCUUCAGGCUACGAACAGGGAGUUACUUGAGGAGAUUCGGAAUCUUCGUGAAGUACGGGAGGCCGCCGCUGACCAACCAAACGGAGCAACAACGGACCCAGCACAGAUGGAGGAACUAAAAGGAUUACGUCAGAAGAAAGAUGAGCUGGAAUUACGGAUGAGCGCACUACAAGAGACUAGGAAAGAGUUAAUGUCGCAGCUGGAAGGAUUAAUGAGUAUAUUGAAGGCUGGCUCACCAAGGACUCGCUCUACGCCAAGUUCACCAUCGACCCUCCCCAGGAACCAGGACUAUAAGAUACGUUCCCUGCCGAAGCAAAGAUCGGGCCAAUCAAUGCACGGUGACAGCAAAGGUAACCCAAGUCAUCAAGGAAGAAAUCUUCGUAGUGAUUUACUUCACGCUGCUGACAAUGUCACGAACGCGAUGUCGUCACUUGUGAAUGAACUCACUUCAGAAGAUGACGACGAUGAUGACGACGAUGACGAUCUAAACAACAAUAUCAGGUCUAACGGGAUGCCACCAAUGAUCUCCGCUGACCAUACGAGCCGUCCCAUCCCGGCAGAAGGGUGAACAGUUAGUAUUUCUUGAAGCCUAGAGUUAAUUCUUGGUCUUUGGUUUGCCAAAUUCGUAUGGAACUUUUAUGUUACUAUUAGCCAUAAGGAUAGGCUUGCAUAGGAAUAUAUUUUGUCUUAUUUUUGUAUGAGAUGUCUUUUGUAUCGACCGUGUAUGUAUAUAUAUAGGAAAUAUAUAUAUGCUUUUGUAGUAUAAUGCAUGGUCAUAAGUGGCGCAGAACUUAUAGAAUAUGAUCAUUUGCAUCAUCUUUUCAAAACGUACAUCACUUUGGCGAUGUACGAAAUCGAGUACUGUAGUUUUCGAAAGGAUGUAUUAUGCAAGAGUCAGUAUUUCGUAAGAAAGGCUUCGAAGUAGAAUUUAGAGUUAGAUAAAAUAUAAUUUGGUUUUAAUA